This is a messenger RNA of Cetraspora pellucida, 519 nucleotides long. Lineage: Eukaryota; Fungi; Glomeromycota; Glomeromycetes; Diversisporales; Gigasporaceae. The record is from the annotation of a GenBank genome assembly.
AUGCCGGUAUUUACUUCGUUGGCCUUAUCUUGUGCCGUAUGUUUUAUUUCUGGUUCUUUAAUUAUUUUACAGAGUUAUUUGGAGAUAAAGCAUAAACAAAGGAAAUUGGUUCCCCCACCGGUAAUUAUUCGUAUCAAUCAUUCAGAUAAGAACGUUGAAAAAUUGAAAGAUGUCCGUUCCCUUGGCACAACACCGGUGAACCAUAAUGUUAUUUACCCCGUCUCCAAAAAAUCAAGCAUCAUAUCUUCUUCAUAUCCUCAACGAAUAUCACAUAAUCCUCCUUCACGUUCAUCGAUGCCGUCAUCAUGUCCAAUUUUUCUAUCCUUCAAUUCACAUACCCCUAACUUUAGCGUAAAAAAAUCUAAACGAAUCAAUCCAUCAUCAACUAGUGAUAGUGAUAGUGAUCAUAGCGUCGCUUCAAGUUGUUUCGCGUUUACUCAAGAUUUAUUUGCAUUAUGUGAAUAUUUUAAUAUGAUUUCUGUAUUAGCGGGUUUGAAUUCUAUGUUUCAAUCUAUUUGA